Messenger RNA from Cryptococcus amylolentus CBS 6039, 1311 nucleotides. RefSeq lists its product as hypothetical. Gene Ontology annotation, biological process: SNARE complex assembly. The transcript is spliced from 4 exons. Lineage: Eukaryota; Fungi; Basidiomycota; Tremellomycetes; Tremellales; Cryptococcaceae. Gene Ontology annotation, cellular component: lytic vacuole; endosome. The record is from RefSeq and is a predicted model, not a curated record. The coding region runs from base 1 to 1311 and encodes 436 amino acids. Gene Ontology annotation, molecular function: SNARE binding.
AUGGAAUCCCCUUCGCUCCGCUGCCCAUGCUGCCAGCUUGACCAGCACCCGCUAUACUGCGCCUCCUGCCUCCGCGAAGGUAUUGCUCUGCACAAUGAGCUUUUGAGUAAUCUCCAAACCAGGAUUGAUUCUAUAGUCAGCCAGUCUGCUAGGCUGCUAGAGAGUGGGUCGUAUGCAGCAGGACCGUCUCGCGAGAAGAGUCGAGGAGUCGGCGCUUGGAGAGAAUUGAAGGCGGAAGUGGCGGAUAGGGAGAGGAGAUGUGCCGGGCUGAGGAGCAAGAUUGCCGAGAAGGAAAUAGCCACUGAAGAUGCUCGUAAUCGUGCGGCUCAGAGCGCCGUUCACCAGCGCCGCGAGACCUUGUCCAAAGUCAAGGCUUCGUCAUCUCCGGCUACGUAUCUACAGCAAUCCAUCAAUAGAGCUCGGCUGGGUCGGCAAGACGCGACCCUGCGCAUUAUACAUGCUCGGCAGGUACUCGUACGAGAAGCUGUGGCCGUGUUCGGCCUUCGCAAGCGACCAUCUGGAGAAUGGGAGAUAGCGGGAUUGGUCUUGCCUGAGCCUGAGCAAUUUCGGUUACAUUCAUCGUACAAUAUAAAUGCGGCCCUCCUCCACACAAUUCACCUGUUGUCCCUCGUUACAUCCUAUCUCGCCAUCGAUCUGCCUUACCUCCCCUUGUCACCACCACCGUUGGAGAAACCCCAUAUCGGCCGGCCACUGAUCAAACCCAACCUUCCCUUCGUAUCUACCACGAAAUGGCGCGAUAAGCAUGUCUUGUGGAUGUCCAGUACGGCUUCUAUAGCGAGCAAGCUCAAAACCCGAGGCGAGCCACCAUCUUCCGCCAAGCUGCUAUCAAACCCAACGAUCGCGGGCAUUAUCGCAAAGUCUAGCAGCAAGCAAAAGCAGUUCUUGACUUCUUUUGCGCUGUUGGCAUUCUCGGUAGCAUACCUGGCUUGGUCUCAGGAUGUCCCGGGAGUUGGGAUCAAAGACGCAGAUGAAUUGUCGCCUACCGAGUCGGACGACGAGACCCGUUCCCGUCCCCAAUCCUGCGCCGCCCCAGACAGAAGCGCAGUCCUCAUAUCCGCCACCUCCAUCCUCCACCUCAUCCACGCUACCGCCCUCUCCCCUACGCUUGGGCACAAGUCCCACGCGCCGGGUGGGACGCGGCAGCUGGGCCACUUGGGGUUUGGGCUGGAUGUGGCGAAAGUUGUGGGGACGGUGUUGAAGGCGGAGGAGGGCAAGUGGGGUGGCAGGAGAGGGAAUGAGGGGGAGGUGCUGAGUGAGGGGUGGGAUAUGCUGGAUAAUGGAGGGAUAUGA